Molecule: messenger RNA, 231 nt
Organism: Clunio marinus
Lineage: Eukaryota; Metazoa; Arthropoda; Insecta; Diptera; Chironomidae
Source: the annotation of a GenBank genome assembly
AUGGAGUCCGGUUACGAAGUUGAGGGAAUUAAUAUCAUGAUAAUUAAUUUAUAUCAAGAUUGUGGUCAAUCGUCUUUGUUGAAAAAAGCCACAGCAUUCUUGAAUCGAAUAAAGGGGCUUAGAAUUAUAAACUUGUACAUAUAUUGCAUAAACAUCAAACAUUUAGCUGUAAAAUCAUUUUCUUGUAAAACAAAUAAUAAAGUGAAAAUGGAAUUGAAAGUCAAUGUUUGA